GAAAUAUUGGGAAGCGAAUCACUUCAUGAGAAAGAAGUCAGGGAUCAGAACGUGCUUUGAGGAAACCUGCUAAGAUUGCACUACUUGAGAGUCUGAAGACAUGAUUUUACUGCGAAUCACAGCGAAUCGAUGGGGGUUCCUUCGGGGUGCCUUCGAUGUAGGAUGUCGACUGGCUUCAACAUCCGAGGGUGCCCUGAAGAGGACUCCAUUAUAUGAAUUCCACCGGGAUCAGGGUGGAAAGAUGGUCGAGUUUGCAGGGUGGUCAAUGCCAGUGCAAUACAAGGACAGCCACAUCUCUUCCCACCUGCACACCCGGCAGCACUGCUCUAUCUUUGAUGUCUCACACAUGCUGCAGACCAAAGUGCAUGGAAAGGAUGGUGUCAAGUUUAUGGAGAGCAUGGUGGUUGGAGACAUUGCAGAACUCAAAGAUAACCAGGGAACUCUGUCUCUAUUCACCAAUGAGAAGGGGGGAAUUAUUGAUGACCUGAUUGUUACCAAAACUGAUCUUGGUUACUUAUAUGUUGUGUCCAAUGCUGGCUGUGCAGAAAAGGAUUCGGCUCACAUGCAGGCCAAGCUGAGUGAGUUUAAAGCUGCCGGCCACGAUGCUGAUUUGGAAUUUCUGGACUGUGCCUUGAUUGCUUUGCAAGGUCCUGCCUCUGCCCGUGUCCUUCAGGCUGGCAUGUGUGAUGACCUGACAAAACUGACCUUCAUGACAAGCAGAAUAAGCAAAGUGUUUGGGAUACCUGAGUGCAGGGUGACACGCUGCGGCUACACUGGUGAAGACGGAGUGGAGAUAUCUGUACCUGCUAAGCAUGCUGUCCAGUUAGCUGAGUCACUUUUGAAAGACAAUGCUGUCAAAAUGGCUGGUCUGGGUGCCAGAGACAGUCUACGGCUAGAAGCUGGACUCUGUCUCUAUGGGAAUGAUAUAGAUGAGAACACCACUCCAGUGGAGGCUAGCCUUGUCUGGACAAUUGGGAAGCGUAGACGGACCACUUUAGAUUUCCCAGGUGCCUCUGUGGUGGUUCCACAGAUCAAAGGAAAGACUACACGAAAGAGGGUUGGCUUGCUGUCUGAAGGUCCCCCUGUUCGGCAGCACACCCCUAUUCUGUCCCCUGAAGGAAAGGUAAUCGGUGAGGUGACCAGCGGCUGCCCAUCGCCCUGCCUCAAGCAGAAUGUAGCCAUGGGUUAUGUGGAGACUGAGUUUAGCAAAGUCGGGACCCCAGUCAAGGUCGAAGUUAGGAAGAAGGUGGUAGACGCAGUGGUCAGCAAAAUGCCUUUUGUCCCUACACGCUAUUACACUGGAAAAUAGAAGAACCAAGCUAAAUUAAAUAUAUCUGUAGUACCACUCAUGCAACGCAGAUGCUGAUGGCAAGAUUGACCAGCCUUGUUUCCCCAGUAAUAUUGGUAAUAGAAAUAAAAUAAAGAAUCAAUCGAUUCAGAGAAUAAUGAGGCCCAUGCCUAGACCGAAGUCAAUAAAACUGGAAAAUUGUGUGUUGGGGAUUUUUUUUAAUCUGAAGCAUUUGCCGAGCUCGAGUGGUGUGUGAGAUGCACCUCAGAAUUUCAGAGUGUAUCCUGUACAAUUAUCCAAAACCUAAACUGCUAAAGUGAUUUAUCUUUUGUCAAUGUUUCUUUGCUGUAAUAUACUGGAGUUACUGCAACUUCAUCAGAUUCUGUUUGGGUCCCCAACCUCUGCAACAGCUGUUGAACACUUGCUCACUCCUGCUGAGUAAAAUGAAUAUAAGAUGAAAUUGUUCAAGUGCAAAAACUCGGCCCUGGUACUUUUGGGGUAGAAGGAGCCAUGUGGCUGGAGAGGAAGUUGAUUUUAAUAGGUCCCUGCUAAUAACACUUUUUUUUUUUUUUUUUUGCAUUAACGAAUGAUUAUUAAUUUGUAUUCUUUGUAGUCAUCUUCUCCUAAAAAGGCACUAAAAGCAAAAACAUUAAAGAAUACCUAACAAAAAUAAAACUGACAUCUUGUCUUUGCUUUUAA
Messenger RNA from Erpetoichthys calabaricus (reedfish), 1987 nucleotides. RefSeq names its product aminomethyltransferase (gene amt). Bases 101 to 1309 code for a protein of 402 amino acids. Lineage: Eukaryota; Metazoa; Chordata; Cladistia; Polypteriformes; Polypteridae. The record is from RefSeq and is a predicted model, not a curated record. Gene Ontology annotation, cellular component: mitochondrion. The transcript has 9 exons. Gene Ontology annotation, molecular function: protein binding; aminomethyltransferase activity. Gene Ontology annotation, biological process: glycine catabolic process.